AAUGAGGCAAUAAAUGGUUUCAGUGGUCACUGUCAGACCAGCGAUAACAGUCGUCUAAAUUCUCCCAGACGUACACUGUUUAUAUAUUUUAUGUAGCUUGAAGUUUAAGUAGUUUUUCCUAGCUUCCGCUUCGGAUGUCUUCUUAAUCCCCUCCAGCCACCGGAAGCUCUACAUAAAGCCGAGGUUGCAAAGUGCGUCACUGCGCAGAUCUGCUGACAACGAGCCUGAAGUCCAGCAUCGACACUCUCCCUUUUUCUCUUUGUACAAAAAAACCCGAGCUGACGUUUCCACUCAAGCAUGGUGAAGAUUGCUUUUAACUCGGCUCUGGCGCAGAAGGCGCUGGGCAAAGAGGUGCCAGCCGCUGAGAAGGAUCCUGAGCUGGCCUCUGCUACAGCGGGCAGCGAGGGCUCCACAGGUCGCUGUCUGCUCACCCUGCUGGGCAUCGCCUUCAUCCUCAGCGGGCUCAUCGUUGGAGGAGCCUGUCUCUAUCGAUAUUUCACCCCAAAGAGGCUGUAUCACGGUGCGAUGCAGUUCAGUGACGUGUCGACCGGAGCUGGAGGAGAGAGCCAGCCGUACUACCUGCCACGGGUGGAGGAGGAGGUGGAGAUCUCUGACAGCAUGGCCGUCAUCAGCGUCCCACCUCCCCGCUUCAGACCCGGGGACCCUGCCUACAUCCUCCAUGACUUCAACAAGAAGCUGACGGCGUAUCUGGACCUGACUCUGAGGACCUGCUUUGUGAUUCCUCUGAACACCUCUGUGGUGCUCCCCCCUCAGGACCUCAUCGACCUCUUCUCCCAGCUGAUGUCCGGCUCUUACCGCAGCUACUUGGUGCACGAGGACCUGGUGGUGACGGAGCGCAUUGAAGAUGUCAAGCCUCUGGGCUUCUACAUCCGCCGGCUGUGUGACGGAAAGGAAACCUACAGAAUGCAACGCCGCUCCAGCCUGCCAGGUGGAGGCAUCCAGAAGCGCUCUGCGGACGAAUGUUUCACCGUCCGCCACUUUGAGAACAAGUUUGUGACGGAGACCAGGAUCUGCAAGGCUUGAUGGGAAAGCAUGUGCAUAGGUCAGGAAGCGAGAGAGUGAGUGAUAGUGAGAGCCAUAUGUCGGGAAGAGAGAGAGAGAGAGAGAGAGAGAGAGUGAGAGAGAGUGAUGGGGAUAGCCAGAGUGACAAGGUAGAGAAGGAGGGAGUAGGCGAAGGAGGGAACAGCUUUCAGCAGAAAGUUACUUUUGUAUUAAACUCUUAACUCCAGUUUUUGCCUCCCCUGCUUUAACCCCAGUGAAAAGUGAAUUUAAGUUACAGCGUUACAUAGCCUAAACCCCCCCGUACCUGUAUAAGUCAUAGCACUCUCGCUCAAUUAUUCACUAGUUAGUCUUGUACUACUAUUCAGCUUUCUUACUAAGAAUGCACUAAGUUUCAUUUGUUCUGUUGGUUUCUGUUCUGUUGCCGUAGCUUC
Messenger RNA from Sander lucioperca (pikeperch), 1454 nucleotides. RefSeq names its product integral membrane protein 2A-like. The coding region runs from base 298 to 1044 and encodes 248 amino acids. NCBI's taxonomy places the organism in Eukaryota, Metazoa, Chordata, Actinopteri, Perciformes, Percidae. Gene Ontology annotation, cellular component: Golgi apparatus; extracellular exosome; plasma membrane. The transcript has 6 exons. The record is from RefSeq and is a predicted model, not a curated record. Gene Ontology annotation, molecular function: amyloid-beta binding. Gene Ontology annotation, biological process: negative regulation of amyloid precursor protein biosynthetic process.